UGGCACUUCCUCGUUUGUUUUCUGGGCUGAUGAACCGAAACCAGUCGCCCAAAUUCAGAAUGCAUCUGUCAAGGGUUGGAAUUUACAUGAAGAGGCGAAAGCGGGCCUGCUCUCGAGCUUGAUCAUUAUAGUCUUCCUCCAUCUGGCUGUCACUCUCUUUGCCUCUUCACAUCGGUGCUCAUUUCCUCUCCCUUCACCAACAUGCUGUGCUGGGGGAAUGCCAAGGAUGGGCAGUUGGGUAUUGGUGUGGAGAAGAACCCUGUGUUUGAGCCGAGGAACUGUCAUGUGUUCAGUGGCAGGGGAAUGAAAGAGGUCGCCUGUGGAAGCCAACACUCUGUGUUUCUUAUGUAUGAUGGCAGUGUGUACACAUGUGGCUCUAACAGCUGGGGACAGCUGGGUCAUGACAAAGCAGGGACUUCCCCAGAGGUUGUUGGGGCUCUGGAUACCCAAAAGAUUGCGAUGGUGUCAUGCGGUCGGGGGCAUUCGAUGGCAGUGAAUGAACAGGGUCAACUGUUUGCCUGGGGAGCUGGUGAUGGGGGACAGCUGGGACUGGGGACCACAGAGACGACUGUUCGAAUUCCCAGGUUGGUCAAAAGACUGUGUGACCAUCGCAUCUCUCAAGUAAUGUGUGGGAAUCAGCACUGCAUCGCACUUUCUAGAGAUGGCCAGCUGUUCACAUGGGGCCAGAACACCAGCGGGCAGCUCGGGUUGGGGAAAGGAGAGCCCAGCAAGCUGUUCCCUCAUCCUCUAAAGUCUCUGGCAGGAAUUCCUUUGGCACAAAUAACGGCAGGAGGAGACCACAGUUUUGCCCUCUCAUUGUCUGGAGCUGUAUUUGGCUGGGGCAAAAACAGAGCUGGACAACUGGGCCUUAAUGAUAAACAAGAUCGUGCCGUCCCAUGCCACAUCAAAUUUUUGAGAUCUCAGAAAGUUGUUUACAUCAGCUGUGGAGAUGAACAUACAGCAGCCUUGACAAAGGAUGGCGGCUUGUUUACGUUUGGUGAUGGCUCGUGGGGUCAGCUGGGUCACGGCUCCACCAAUAGUGAGCUUUUACCUAGACGAGUGCUGGAGCUCAUGGGCACCGAGGUGUCCCAAAUCACCUGUGGCAGGCACCACACGUUGGCGUUCGUGCCUUCCUCUGGCGUGGUAUAUGCGUUUGGUUGUAACAGCCAUGGCCAGCUGGGAACAGGAAUACUGGGGGAUGCCAGAAGCCCAUUUCCUGUCAAGGCCAGUUUCCUGACUGGAAAAUUCCAUAGAAGAGAAUCAAAACAGUAUACCGUGACCAAAAUCAUCUGUGGAGGAGACCAUAGCUUCUUAUUGUACUCUAAUGAGCAGACCUCUGUCCCCUCGGAAGACUUCAGAGUGAUUAAUAUUGGCAAAAGUCUCUCACCAAUCAAUUAUGAAAGUUUGAAUUCGUUGAGGCUGAAACUGAUGUACAACACAGACUCUAGCAUCACAAAUGACGUCAUAGUUCAGCUGUCGUCGACGGCGUGCUGGAAUGCCAGCUUCUUGGACCAAAGUGAUGAUACCCAUUUCAAAACCAACCCAAAGAUCCCAGGCAUCGAUCUCAACUCUGUCAGAAUGCUGUUUGAGACUCUGAGCAAACCAGCUUUCUCUGAACUCAUGGAGCAGGCCACCAAGAGUUUUGAGAGCCUGCUGAUCCCUCAGCUGCCACGCUCCCCUCCUGAUGUCGAGGCCAUGAGGAUCUACCUCAUCUUGUCAGAGUACCCGGCCCUGCAGGACUCCAAAAACUACAUCCGCCUCACUAUACCCCUAGCAAUGGCUAUUCUGCGGCUAGAUGCCAACCCCAGCAAAGUAUUGGACAACUGGUGGUGUAUCGUGGAUGGCAGCGUGUUCACCCGAAUGGUCGACAUGUACAAGAGCAUUGUUGUCUUUAUGCUAACAGGAGGCAAGACGGUGCUCGUGCCCAUGUUCUAUGAGAACUAUUUUCUUGCAACUCUUCGGCUGCUGGAAAAGCUCCACAAGGUAAACUUGAAGGCACAACACGUGGAGUACAACCGCUUUUACAUCCCAGACAUCACCAGCCUCGUGGACAUCCAGGAAGACUACCUCAAAUGGUUUCUGAGUAAAGCUGAGAUUAAAGUGGGAUCAUCCCCUUCACAGAGUGACUUUCCCGCAGUAAACCUGUGUGCCUACCCGUUCAUACUGAACGCAAAAGCCAAGACAACCAUGCUGCAAACUGAUGCUGAACUGCAAAUGCAGAUGGCAGUAAGCGGUGCAAACCUACACAAUGUCUUUAUGCUGCUCACACUGGAACCCCACCUCGCUAGGAACCCUUACCUGGUGCUCCAUGUGCGCAGGAGCCAUUUAGUAAGCGACACACUACGUGAGCUCACCAUGUACUCUGACGUGGACCUCAAGAAACCACUCAAGGUGAUCUUUGAUGGAGAGGAGGCCGUAGACGCAGGCGGCGUAACUAAAGAGUUCUUCCUGCUGCUGUUGAAGGAGCUGAUGGAUCCCGUGUACGGGAUGUUCACUCAUUACAAAGAGUCCAACCUGCUCUGGUUCUCAGAUAAAUGUUUUGUAGAGCAGAACUGGUUCCACCUGAUCGGGAUCAUCUGCGGUCUGGCCAUCUAUAACGCCACAGUGGUGGACCUCCACUUCCCCCUGGCUCUCUACAAGAAGCUGCUCGAGGUGUCACCCACGCUGGAGGACUUCAAAGAGCUCUCACCCACCGAAGCCCGGAGUUUACAACAGCUUUUAGACUAUGAAGGAAGUGACGUGGAGGAGACGUUUCUUCUCAACUUUGCUAUCACCAGGGAGAACUACGGGAUGACAGAAGUCAAGGAGCUGAUUCCCGGAGGAGAGAGCGUCGCUGUGGACAAAAACAACAGGAAGGAGUUUGUGGAGGCCUACCUGUGCUACGUGUUCUCAGACUCGGUGGGGGAGCAGUACUCUGCCUUCUCUGCUGGUUUCCUGAAGGUGUGUGGUGGUGAGAUCCUGUCUCUGUUCCAGCCCUCCGAGCUGAUGGCCAUGGUGGUCGGCAAUAAUAACUACAACUGGGAGGAGAUGGAGAAGAACGCCGUUUAUAAGGGGGAGUACACCGCCACUCAUCCAACAGUCAGAUUGUUCUGGGAGGUUUUCCACGAGUUCCCUCUGGAAAAGAAGAAGCAGUUCUUGUUGUUCCUGACCGGUAGUGACCGCAUUCCCAUCCACGGCAUGGAGAGCCUGCGCAUCAUCAUCCAGUCUACCACAGCAGAGGAGCACUACCUGCCCGUGGCCCACACAUGCUACAACCUGCUGGACAUGCCCCGCUACCAGACCAAAGAGAUCCUGCGCCGCCGCCUCACUCAAGCCGUGGAGCAGUACGAGGGCUUCAGCCUGGUCUGAGGGGAGUCCCAGGGGAGACUUAACGCACUUUAACAGCAAUACACCCCCACGUGAGUGUCAAGAGUGUGAGUGGGCAAUUGUUGGACACGGGAGGGUCACUCUGUUUAUAUAUGGUCUAACAAGAUCGUUAAGCAUCUUGAAUCUUAAAGGUCUAUGUAUGUAAAUGCAGAGUGUUAUUGCUUUUUUGCUUUGGGCAAAGUUCCUCAGCCUUCCAGGACCAUUUAGAGGAGAAUCAAAUGACUGAUAGAUAACAGCCAACAUGGAAAUUAACCAAAAAAGCACUAAAUGGACUAAAAUGUGCAGAACGACCCUGGAUUAUGAAAACUUCGGGACCUAAAAACCAGGACCAGAGAAGGUUGAGAAACUCUUAAUUUCUUUUUGCUUUGUUUUGUUUGCAAAGCUGUGUAUUUUAUAUUCCUUAAAUUCUAUUUUUAAUCAUUAAAGAAUCAUGUUAUUACCUUGAGACAAUAUAUUGCUUUUUGUUACUUUUAAUUUAUUAAAUAGAGUGGUUAUUUUUUGACAAAAUUAACACACACACACACACACACACACACAUACACACACACAUACAUAUAUACAUGUAUGUAAAUAGCACUUUGAAUAUAAUCUUCACUGUGAGGUUGGGAGGAGUGUUAGUCCCGCUGAUCCUUUUAAAUCUGCCACCAGCAUGUCCUCUAUGCCUGAUUCUGAAAGAGGACAAGCGAGUCAGGCAGGGAGCGAAGCAUGCUGAACAUCGUUUGCAAUCCCUCGUUCUGUUUUAGCUGUGGCUCACAGAGCAGCUGACUUUGUUCUUGAACCUGCAUUCAACAGUGUUGCCUUUCUACAGCAAAACCUUCUGUACGGAAACAAAACUUUAUUUAUUUAUUUUUAUUUAUUUUUUUUUUGUGGAUGUGUGUGCAUGUUACAGAGUGAAAACAAAGACCAGAUUGUCAUUUAGCAGUGACGUUUUUGGAAAUGUGAUUAUUCGCUUUCUUGCAAGAAAAGCAUGUCAGCUGAAUAUGAAGCAUCAGUUAGCAUCGCUCAGACUGGAAGUGGUAGCAAAUACAUGUUUGGCUCCUUCAGAUGGACACAAAAAGAUCGCACUUCCUGUUGUUACAAGCAUGUGGAUGUCGCGCUUACUGGCUGUUUAGUUAGAUUUUCUAGCUGAAAGGGGCCGCAUCAUCUGCGAGGUCGCAAUCAAACAAGACCCCAUGAGAUGACUGUAUUUGGACUAAUACGCUAAGAUGUUGAGUUUGGCAUUAGCCGUGAUGAGUUAUAGAACAAGUCUGUGCCCCUAUGUGGUUUUUAUGAAUGAGGAACUGUAGAUACCAGGCUUUAAAUACACUUUGUAAUUGUAUUAAGUUGGGUGUCUUACCAUGGCAGUCAGUGGGGAUUAACUUAGCCUCAGCCUCCAGUGGCCACUACAGGAAUUGCAGUUUUUGUUGUUGUUGUUUUUUUUUAGUGCUUCCAGGUUUGCUUAUAAUAUCUAAAAUGUGACCUUGCCAUCAUACCUUUGCCCUCGAUGACAGUGCCUAGCAACAACAUAACCACAGUAUGAAAGGUGGAGCUAGUCAAGAUAACACCACCCAUGGACAGUGAAGACCCUAGCUAAUCAUUUUUGCCUGAAACUGGACGUGAUGAGCGAGGAAACCGAGGGACAGUCAGCUUAUCCUGGCUAAUCCUCCUUUGUGACUAUAAAAUCAUUUACAAAAUGAACUUCCUGUUUCAUUCAGUGUGAGCUAAAACUAACGACUGAGCCCAUAAACUCUUCAGAAAAAUGUCUACUGAGGUUACAGAGACAUGGAGCCCAGGGCGUGUUCUCCACGAGAGUCGCCCCCUAAUGGCCAUUCUAAAGAAUCCAUAUUUUACUACAGUCUGUGCGAGCAACAGGUGAAAGACCCAGAAAAAGAGAGCACCUCUUGUUUAACCACUCUGGUUUCCAGCGAUACACACUCCAUGUUUGCCGUGGCGUGGAUGCAGAACAGUCUCCUUGAUUAGUGCUAAUUUUAAUCGCUUUCGUGAAGUAUUUUGAAACAGAUUUUUAGAUACACAUUCUGAUAGUGUGGUCCCUGACACAGACGAGUAUCUGAAUACAGUCAAAGUCCUUCUUGGCCAACGCAGCGGUAUCUCAACAAACCAGGAGUUCGUCCUGUUUCUCUCUUCAAUUCCAUAUAGUCUCUUUCAGUAGACACAGUAGAUUUAAAUAUUCAGGAGGACACGACAAUCCCAAACUGUCCAAUCACAGCCAUCGCAGACUGUGUCCAUGUGGUGUGUAGUUACGGUGUAGGCUGCAGGGUUGCAGAUUUACAAAUAUAAAUCCCCUGUAAGUGUGGAUGACAAAAACUGUCAUUUUUGUGUUUAUGAAACUUUUCUCCCAGCCUUAUUCACGCUUCUUUUCCCCCCCUAACAAACACUCUCAUGGCUUCUAUAAAAUGAUGACUUAGACCUCAGAGGGUUAAACAAACUUUGGUCAUUUUUAAUCAUCAGAGCGGCUCUCAGUUGGAUUUAUUCACCGUGUGACGGAGCCAAACUAGCCGUGUUUUUGCUAGGCCAAGCAAACCGAUUCCUCUGUAAUGACAUUUGAACCGAUCUGCUAAGAAGCAAAUAAAAACAUGUCCCAAAAUGUCACAUAAACCUAAAUAUACAAACAUUAGAGUUAAUAAUUGUUAUUUGUCUGGUCUCCAAGUGGAGAUGAAUAUUUUAAGAGUGUGGGCAGAUGACUUAGUAAAAAGUCUGCAUAUAAUAGCCAUUUGAUGAUAAACUGUACCCAUCAUAUUAUUCCAAAAGUUGCCCUGAUGAUGUAUAAAUAUUCCUGCAGUGACACCUCGCAGUACAAGAUAACAUUUAAUUAGGUUGUGUAUUAGCGUGACGUGCGUGGAAUCGUCUCGCAUAUAUAUAAUAUAUAUUUUAUAUACAUUUCAUACACGACAGUGGUGUUAAUGUGACUUUGGGCAGUAAAAUGACUCGAUGUGUUCUGACUAACACGUCCUCUCAGCAAUAACAACCUGAAGCAGCCCACUUCUGUACUCACAGCUCUGGGCCAAACAUAUAAAGGUCUCAAAUGCUGGCAGUUCAUCUUAUUGCUUAGUUCUAUACUGCAUGUGUACACACACACACACACACACACACACACACGCGCAUAUUCAAUCAAUAUUUGUCUGAUUAAGGCUCCUGCAGAGUUUAGUCCUAUGCAAAGGUUUGUGAAGCCCUUGACUUUUUUGCACCUUUAAAUGUGCUAGAGAAUACGUUUUUUUUUUUUUUUUUGUUUUUUUUUAAAUCAUUAUUUGACUGAAAUUUACUCAAAGCUCUCUGUUCCAGCCAAGGUUUUCAAUAAAAUACGGUAUAAAAGCAA
This is a messenger RNA of Maylandia zebra (zebra mbuna), 6679 nucleotides long. It is a transcript of the gene herc3, whose product is annotated as HECT and RLD domain containing E3 ubiquitin protein ligase 3. Lineage: Eukaryota; Metazoa; Chordata; Actinopteri; Cichliformes; Cichlidae. The record is from RefSeq and is a predicted model, not a curated record. Gene Ontology annotation, molecular function: ubiquitin protein ligase activity. Gene Ontology annotation, biological process: ubiquitin-dependent protein catabolic process; protein ubiquitination. Gene Ontology annotation, cellular component: cytoplasm.